Chlorella variabilis is the source of this 312-nucleotide messenger RNA. RefSeq lists its product as hypothetical. The record is from RefSeq and is a predicted model, not a curated record. The coding region runs from base 1 to 312 and encodes 103 amino acids. The transcript has 5 exons. NCBI's taxonomy places the organism in Eukaryota, Viridiplantae, Chlorophyta, Trebouxiophyceae, Chlorellales, Chlorellaceae.
AUGCCUGAGGGCACGGAAGGCAAGCUGGGAGACUUCCCCUGCUAUGACCCAGAGAAGGACCUGGUGAUCCCCCCCAUGGCCAGCCCCCUCAAGUACAGCAGGUCGCCGCUGGUGGGGGCGCCGCCCCCUGACCGCUCCCGCUUCUUCGCAUUCUUCAAGGGCCGCACGCAGCAGAACAACCCCAAGUACAGCCGCGGCAUCCGCCAGACGCUCGAAAACCUGUGCCGCAACGGCUCCUGGCCCGAGAAGCACAACAUCCACAUAGGGGAGGGGCUCCCCGGCGGGGCGGCUGCCGCCCUCCAGGCUCAAUAG